Alosa sapidissima (American shad) is the source of this 1820-nucleotide messenger RNA. Its product is annotated as CMRF35-like molecule 8. The transcript has 8 exons. The record is from RefSeq and is a predicted model, not a curated record. Gene Ontology annotation, cellular component: plasma membrane. Gene Ontology annotation, molecular function: transmembrane signaling receptor activity. The coding region runs from base 45 to 1133 and encodes 362 amino acids. Lineage: Eukaryota; Metazoa; Chordata; Actinopteri; Clupeiformes; Clupeidae.
GUUGUUUGCGCGUGGUGUCUGAGCGAGUUUUUACCUCGAUAAAAAUGAAGAUUACUCUCCUGACUUUGGUCUUCGUCCUGGUUUCAGAGGGCCUAGUGAAGGGAGAUCUCCAACUUAAAGCCUUUCGAGGAGGAAGUAUCCUCAUUAAGUGUAAAUGCCCAUUUGAAGGACUGUCCACUGAAAGAAACAUCCGGUACACUCCGUUUGAUAACACUGCUAACGGAGUACUAAGUGUCCGCAUCCAACACCUCACUCCUGAAGAUUCUGGAAUGUACCUCUGUAGAAUUAACAGUGUGGCCAAACACAUCAAAGUGAGACUGGACGUCAAGGGAGAUGUUUGCUGUGGCCAGCCUCUUGAUGUCAUUGGUCAAGUGGGGGGCAGUGUUGAUAUUAGCUGCAGGUAUCCCCAGGAGUCGACUAACAUCAGCAAACACCUCUGCAAACUGAGCCCGGAGUCCAUGUGUGCAGACCUGAUUGCAUCCAAAACACAUGAGACCAGGGGAAGGUUCUCCAUUGUACAUGAUAGAGACCAGGAACUCUUCACCGUGACGAUCAGAGAUCUGACCAGGACUGACUCCGGGGUUUACUGGUGUGGGGUCAGGACUGGGGGCAUCAGUGGAAGCAUGGCUCUGAUCACAGAGGUCAAUCUACAGGUCAAACAUGAAAUUACAGGUCAAGAGCCACCGCCUUCAAACCCACCAUCAACUUCAGCAGCAACACCAGGAUCAGCUAGUAGUCAGCCUAUGAUUGCAGCGGUGUGUGGGGGUGUAGCUGUGAUGGUGUUGACCCUUGCUGUGUUCAUGCACUUCAAAUGCACGCGUGCAAAAGCAUCAGAGCCAGCCUCCUCCUCCAGCACGGACUCCUGUAGAGAGACAGGAAACAAGAGAGCACCCCAGGUGGACUGUGUGUAUGAGGAGAUCCAGGACAGCAGCAGUCCAGAGGGCAGCUCACCUGUGGCGGAGGGUGUGUACGCUCUCGCCGAUGCCCCCGCUGAGCCCUCGGACGACCCCGGGUACGCCACCGUCAGCUUCAACAGGAACCCCGACCGUCACGCUGAGGCCGCCUCUACUGCAAUGUCCAGGAGAGAUGAGAUGGCAUCGGACUAUGCCACUGUUUGUUUGGAAAAUCUUUGAGCAGUUUUUUUUUCCUUUUUAAAGACAUUUAGGCCAAUUCAGUAUGCAAUGGAUUGUGUGUUUAUCAUAUUUUGAUAUUAUUGUGCAGAGUGUUUGAAUUUUGAUUGCCAGUCUGUUUGUUUUGCCAAAUGAUGUGAGGCUUUGAUUCCUCUAGUGGCCAAUGAUGGUAACUGUAAGAUGACAUUUUAGAUGUUUUUUUUUUUUUUGGGGGGGGGGGGGGGGGUGGAGAGGUGGAGAGAGAAAAUAGCUUGUUAGUUUUUAACUGUGAGAGUGAUAGAAAGAGAAGUAUAUAAAUAUCCUUACCCUUCAUUUAAUCAAGCUCCAUGAAACUGUUUGUGAACUAGCUCAGCCUUCUUUGCUAAUACAAAUGCUUAUGAUCAUACAUUUACCAAGUUCCCUAUGGACAUUAUUUAAGUUGCUAUACAUGAUUAUGCUUUCUUGACUUGAACCAGUAUUGCAAAGGUUAAAUUUGUUGUUAUAUGCUUAAAAAAUGUGCAUAGUACUGUACCAUUGUAUGUUGGUCAGCUUGAUUACAUAUGCAAGCCAAGUUUCAUAUUCAGGGUCUCAAGGGGGCACUGUAUCAUUUAAUGCUUAUAUAGGAGACAUUGCAUAUUAUUGUGUUAAUCUGUACAAUUUCUGUGUGCUUACAUUUCUGAACCACACACACACACACACACACACACACAC